Molecule: messenger RNA, 531 nt
Organism: Gloeophyllum trabeum ATCC 11539
Lineage: Eukaryota; Fungi; Basidiomycota; Agaricomycetes; Gloeophyllales; Gloeophyllaceae
Exons: 5
Coding region: 62-382 (106 amino acids)
Source: RefSeq, a predicted model, not a curated record
AAUCGAACUCUAUAGCUAACGACUUUCAAGUAUAAAGACUCAUUUCUUGUGUUAAUUCGCUAUGUUCGGGCGUGUUCUUCUCGUUCUCGGCGCGCUCGCUCUCCUGCACGCUGCUUUCUCCACGUACGAACACCUUUCGUACCUGAAAGCUCUUGGCAGGCUGGAAGAAUCAGUGCCCAAUGAUGUCACCUUGGAGGCCCUAGUCGGCUUGUUCUCAGGGAUCCUGGGAGCGUCAUUAGAUGCACCAGCUCUGAAGGAAAUUACCUGGGCGAGCGAGAUGAAGAAACGCACGAUCGAUGAAAUGGAUACGAGGCUCGGAUUUGCGAAUUGGGGAAACCGAGGUAGCUCUUUACUAGGGGAGAACUACGGCAAGAGUAAGUAGGAUGUACCGUGACUUGCACUCUGGAUGUCAGGAGGUCUCGAGGACCCCUUAAAGUACUAUAUUAUCUCUUCCCAUCGGUGGUCGCCCAUAUUCGCCGGAUAUAUAAUAUACCCUGCUGUAUCGUUGUCGACUUGAGACGACCAUGAAUC